Messenger RNA from Galeopterus variegatus (Sunda flying lemur), 3377 nucleotides. RefSeq names its product receptor-interacting serine-threonine kinase 4 (gene RIPK4). Gene Ontology annotation, biological process: protein phosphorylation. Lineage: Eukaryota; Metazoa; Chordata; Mammalia; Dermoptera; Cynocephalidae. The transcript is spliced from 7 exons. The coding region runs from base 19 to 1959 and encodes 646 amino acids. Gene Ontology annotation, molecular function: protein kinase activity; ATP binding; protein binding. The record is from RefSeq and is a predicted model, not a curated record.
UUGGAAGAAGCCAAGAAGAUGGAAAUGGCCAAGUUCCGCUACAUCCUGCCAGUGUAUGGCAUCUGCAGGGAGCCCGUGGGGCUGGUCAUGGAGUACAUGGAGACGGGCUCCCUGGAGAAACUGCUGGCCUCAGAGCCACUGCCUUGGGACCUGCGCUUCCGCAUCAUCCAUGAGACCGCAGUGGGCAUGAACUUCCUUCACUGCAUGAGCCCACCGCUGCUGCACCUGGACCUCAAGCCUGCCAACAUCCUGCUGGAUGCACACUACCACGUCAAGAUUUCCGAUUUUGGGCUGGCCAAGUGUAACGGACUAUCCCAUUCACAUGACCUCAGCAUGGACGGCCUGUUUGGCACAAUCGCCUACCUCCCUCCAGAGCGCAUCCGGGAGAAGAGCCGGCUCUUUGACACCAAGCACGAUGUGUACAGCUUUGCCAUUGUUAUCUGGGGUGUGCUUACACAGAAGAAACCAUUUGCAGAUGAGAAGAACAUCCUGCACAUUAUGGUCAAAGUGGUGAAGGGCCACCGCCCAGAGCUGCCACCUGUGUGCAGACCGCGGCCACGUGCCUGCAGCCACCUGCUGCACCUCAUGCAGAGGUGCUGGCACGAGGACCCGCGGGCACGGCCCACAUUCCAAGAAAUUACUUCUGAAACUGAGGACCUGUGCGAAAAACCUGACGACGAGGUGAGAGAAACAGCUCAAGACCUGGAUAGGCUCUCGGGAGUGUCUUCUGUCGAUUCUGCCUUCUCUUCCAGAGGGUCCCUGUCGUUGUCUUUUGAGCGGGAGCCUUCCACAGGCGAUCUGGGCACCACAGAUGUCCAGAAGAAGAAGCUCGUGGACGCCAUUGUGUGUGGGGACACCAGCAGGCUGAUGAAGAUCCUGCAGCCGCAGGAUGUGGACCUGGUGCUAGACGGCGGCGCCAGCCUGCUGCAUCUGGCCGCGGAGGCUGGGCGGGAGGAGUGCGUCAAGUGGCUGCUGCUCAAUAAUGCCAACCCCAACCUGACCGACAGGAGGGGUGCCACCCCGCUCCAUGUGGCUGUGGGGAGGCGGCUGCGGGGUGUCGUAGAGCUCCUGCUGGCCCGGAAGAUCAGCGUCAAUGCCAAGGAUGAGGACCAGUGGACGGCCCUCCACUUUGCAGCCCAGAAUGGGGAUGAGUCCAGCACACGGCUGCUGCUGGAGAAGAACGCCUCUGUCAACGAGGUGGACUUCGAGGGCCGGACGCCCAUGCAUGUGGCCUGCCAGCACGGGCAGGAGAACAUCGUGCGCAUCCUGCUGCGCCGAGGCGUCGAUGUGGGCCUGCAGGGCAAGGAUGCCUGGGUGCCGCUGCACUAUGCUGCCUGGCAGGGUCACCUGCCCAUCGUCAAGCUGCUGGCCAAGCAACCAGGGGUCAGUGUGAAUGCCCAGACACUGGAUGGGAGGACGCCCCUGCACCUGGCAGCCCAGCGAGGGCACUACCGUGUGGCCCGCAUCCUCAUCGACCUGUGCUCUGAUGUCAACGUCCGCAGCCAGCUAGCACAGACACCCCUGCAUGUUGCCGCAGAGACAGGCCACACGAGCACCACUAGGCUGCUCCUGCAUCGGGGUGCUGGCAGGGAGGCAGUGACUGCAGAGGGUUGCACCGCCCUGCACCUGGCUGCCCGGAAUGGACACCUCGCCACCGUCAAGCUGCUCAUUGAGGAGAAAGCCAGUGUGCUGGCGCGGGGGCCCCUGAACCAGACGGCCCUGCACCUGGCUGCCGCCCAUGGGCACUCAGAGGUGGUGGAGGAGCUGGUCAGCGCUGAUGUCAUCAACCUGUCCGACGAGCAGGGGCUUACCGCACUACACCUGGCUGCCCAGGGCAGGCACGCACAGACGGUGGAGAAACUGCUCAAGCACGGGGCUCACAUCAACCUGCAGAGCCUCAAGUUCCAGGGCAGCCAAGGCGCCACCACCUCCACACUCCUCCGGCGAAGCAAGACCUAGCCUGCUGCCUGUGGAGACCAGGGUCUGUGUGGGGCUAAUGUCCUGUUGUGCUCCUUGUGGGGAUGGAAUGGUGCUGCGCUGGGCCAUGCCACAUACCCCAUAGGUGGCUUGUCAAAACACUGUCCGAGCGGAGGCUGGUGGACAAGGUGACGAGGGUGCCAUCAGGAGCUGGAUGACUACUGAUGUCCGUGUUGCUCCCCAUGUGAAGUUGGUGCAAAUGCACUUGGCGGUCAACCCAUCCACUGAUCACAGCGCCUGGUGCUGGAAGGGAUGAUGGAUGUGUCAGAAUCAUUUCGUUGUGCUCCUCAUAGGCCGCUGAUGUUGGUCCUGUAGUGACAAAGCCUGGGCAAGGACGAGUCCAUGCCAUCCUGCAGCGAGCCACCUCUGACUGCUCGAAGCAGGUGCAGGAGGAACUCUGAUCUGCAUCCACAGCGGUGGGCAGGGAAGCCUGUCCCAGAAAGUUUCAGUGUGAUUCUUGUUUGUAGAAUAUCUUUAAUAGAUGAACGCCAUGUCAGCAUUGCUUGAAACAUGUUUAAAAUGUUUAUAACAUUGGGUAGUCUAGCCUGUGAGGAAUGACUCUAAAGAAACAGGGUUGGCUUUAGAAACGAGUGAUGAUGUUUUAUGUGGUACGAGGUGAACAGCAGCAGCUGGUGGUGUUGGGACACACAUGUGGCCAGCUGUUUCAUAUCCCAGUGUGUCCUCUGGUCAGUCCUCGGGGGUGGCCACACAUGCCACAACCACGCUUGCUGCUGCUGUUCAUUUCUUGUUGCGUAAAACGUUUUUGGGACUCGAGAGCCACUUACAUAAAAAUCAAUAAAAGCUUGAAAUCACUUCAGUUUUGGAAUAACAUCAGUAGUACCGACUUAGACGAGCCACUCCCCUGGUUUCUGCCCAGCUCUCUGUGUUGGUAAGGUGGCUGUGGUACUGGGGGUGUCGUUCUGGGGUCUCAGGGAUUUUCUGACCGCUUUGCCAGUGGCUCCCCUGUGCAUUGUCGCCUGGGCAGUUUGGGCCAACUCCCGGGUGGCUCUAGGAAAUCUGGCACUCGAGGAUUUGAGAUGUGAUCGUCUAGCCUUGUUACUUCAUGGUUACAUGUGUCCCAUGUGGUGCCUUAUAGAUACUGUUUUUAGAAUAAGUUUGUUGCAGAAUGUGACCCUGUGUGUAAACAUGUACCUGGCCUGGCGCAGGACACAGAGAUUGAUAUUAAUGUACUGUGUAUGUUAAUAUGAAUCUGUGGACAGGGAUACUUCUUUUCUAUGACAGGAAAUAUCCAGACUGUUUAGAACUGGCUAUGUUUUAAUAUGCCUCGUGCUUUUACUGUGUUAACGCUACUGUUAUGUAGAAUACGUGGAAUACCAGACAAAAUUUACAGUUCUGUUUGAUGUCAAUAAAGCAAGUACUUGUCGACUUUUUUGAAGUCA